Hippoglossus stenolepis (Pacific halibut) is the source of this 2822-nucleotide messenger RNA. It is a transcript of the gene slc44a4, whose product is annotated as solute carrier family 44 member 4. Gene Ontology annotation, cellular component: plasma membrane. NCBI's taxonomy places the organism in Eukaryota, Metazoa, Chordata, Actinopteri, Pleuronectiformes, Pleuronectidae. The coding region runs from base 168 to 2348 and encodes 726 amino acids. The transcript has 23 exons. Gene Ontology annotation, molecular function: thiamine pyrophosphate transmembrane transporter activity. Gene Ontology annotation, biological process: choline transport; thiamine pyrophosphate transmembrane transport. The record is from RefSeq and is a predicted model, not a curated record.
CGUCACUGCCUAGUAACGCGCGUCGGGGGGAGCGCAAAAGAUUUUUCCUCCUCCCUUAGUUACGAUGUUCGCUCGGAUCGUCGCGUCGCAUCGGGAGUUCGCUGCGGUCUGAGGUGUGAGGAGCGACGUGUGGUCCGUGGAGCUGACGGAGAACAGGUGGAGUCAACAUGGGCAAAAAACAGGAGCAGAGCCCGGAGUCAGAAUACGGAGAACAAGCUCAGUUUGACCCGGGCUUCAAUGGACCCAUUAAGAAAAGAGGGUGCACGGACAUCAUCUGCUGUGUCCUGUUCAUGGUCGUCCUCCUCGGCUACGUAGUGGUCGGGAUAUUAGCUUGGCUCUAUGGCGAUCCCAGGCACGUUCUUUAUCCCAGAAACUCCACAGGGUGGUUCUGUGGCAUCGGGCCAAAUAAAGACAAACCCAACGUGUUCUACUUUAACAUCCUCAGUUGUGCCACGUCUGUCAAUGUCAUGGCAGCUUCUCUUCAGGGUUUCCAGUGUCCGACCACACAGGUUUGUGUGGAGAAAUGUCCAUCUACCUUCUGGGCUCUGGAGAUAAAGUAUUAUCUUCCAGGUCAAACAGCAGCAAAGGCCUUUAAUGAGAGCGUCUGUGUGCCAUCUUUAGAUCUGGCAAAUACUGACCUGAGCGUUCAAGACAUCGUGGACAAGGAGCUGUGUCCGUACUUCUACAUGCCUACGACCUCUGUUCUGGGAAGAUGUUUGCCUGAUAUCACCAAACUGGCCGAUAUCCCAGCGGAAUUUUCGAAUAUUCCAGGUUUGCCCUCCUCAGUUAACGACACUAUCAACCUCAUCAAGAACGGCACUGGCUCAUGGGACAUUGUGAACGGCUUCAACGCCCGAGAAGUCGGUGUCCGGAUCUUUGAGGACUUUGCGUCCUCGUGGCCGUGGAUCCUCAUUGGUCUGCUCAUAGCCAUGGUGGUCAGUCUGCUGUUUCUGCUGCUGCUGAGAUUCACUGCUCCCGUUAUGGUGUGGGUGCUCAUCGUAGGAGUCCUGGCAGCUGGAGCUUAUGGGAUUUGGCACUGCUACUGGGAGUAUGAUAACUACAAGAAAAACUCCGCCACCAUCAGCGACAUCGGUUUCACCACCAACUUCAACGUUUACCUACAAGUCCAAGAAACCUGGCUGGCAUUCUUGAUAAUCCUAUCUGUGAUGGAGGCGAUCAUCCUCUUGACGCUCAUCUUCCUGCGAAACAGAAUCCGCAUAGCCAUCGCCCUCAUCCAGGAGUCCAGCAAGGCGAUCAGUCACAUGAUGUCCACUCUGCUGUACCCUCUGGUCACCUUUGUCCUCCUGAUGGUGUGUGUUACUUACUGGGGCUCCACUGCUUUAUAUUUGGCCACGUCAGGAAGUCCCAUCUACAGAGUGGUGGCUCUCAACUCCUCAAUGAGUGAAUGUAAGAGUGUAAAUGGCACAGAGGACUGUGACCCUCAGAACUUCACCUCGUCAGAUUACCCAGGCUGCCCCUCAGCCAGCUGCAUCUUCAUCAAAUACAACGACGAGGGUCUCUUGCAGAGGAACCUCUUCAAUCUGCAGAUCUACAACGCGGUGGCUUUCCUCUGGUGUGUGAACUUCGUCAUUGCCCUGGGGCAGUGCACGCUGGCUGGGGCCUUCGCCUCCUACUACUGGGCCUUCAGUAAACCAGACGAUAUCCCCAUGUUCCCUGUGUGCGGCGGCUUUAUUCGCUCCCUCAGGUACCAUGUUGGCUCUUUGGCAUUCGGAGCAUUGAUCCUGACCCUGGUGCAGGUAGUGAGGAUGCUUCUGGAAUAUAUUGACCACAAAACAAAAGGUGCCCAGAAUCCAUUCGCACGUUUCAUAUUGUGCUGCAUGAAGUGUUGCUUCUGGUGUCUGGAGAAGUGCAUCAAGUUCCUCAACAGGAACGCUUACAUCAUGAUCGCCAUUUAUGGGAAAAACUUCUGUGUUUCUGCCAAAAACGCUUUCAUGCUGCUCUUGAGGAACAUAAUAAGGGUCGUGGUGCUCGAUAAGGUGACGGACGUGCUGUUGUUCUUCGGGAAGCUCCUGGUGGUUGGAGGCGUGGGAGUUCUGUCUUUCUUUUUCUUCUCUGGACGGAUUCUGCUCCCGGGCGACACCUUCCGCUCUGAAACCCUCAACUACUACUGGAUGCCGAUUAUUACCGUGGUGUUCGGUAGCUACUUCAUCGCCCAUGGAUUCUUCAGUGUGUACAACAUGGCUGUUGACACACUCUUCCUCUGCUUCUUGGAGGACCUGGAGCGUCACGACGGAUCUCUACAGAAGCCGUACUUCAUGUCCAAAAACCUCAUGAAAAUCCUCAACAAAUCCAACAAGGAACCGAAGAGAGCUAAAGGAAAAGAGUGAAGAUGUUUUCCUCCUCUUCGCCCUCAAGAAACCACAUCAACACUGAGUCACAGAUCAGUUCAAGAUCUUUACAUUUGUAACUUUAGUUUUAACUCGUAGAUCUGAUCUCCUGAUUUUGCACUUUUUAAUUCAGCAUAUGAAUGUUUAAUUUUACAUUUUAUAUUUCUUAAGCAGUUCAUGAUUUGGUUCAUUAUUUUGAACAUAACUUGAUUCUGUUCAUAGUUCUGUGGAAAUGUUAGACCGAGUGGUGACGCAUCUGUUGAUCCAGUUCAACAGCUUUGAUUGUUCGUUUUAGUCUUUUACUGAGGACUCUUAACAUGUGAAAAGUUCAGAUAAAACUUUAUAGAAAUAUUGUUUCACGUUUAUAUAUUUUUAAGUAUUUGUAAUUUGUAAAAAGAGUUGUUGUAUAAGCACAAACGUUUUUGUUAACAUGUUCUAUUGUUAAUAUUAAAAUAUAUUGUAAUACAUUUGUAA